UAUCCCACCUCUACCGCAAAUCGCAUUCUCCCAUCCCCUUCCAUUGUUCCCAAACCACACCUUACUUAACCUUCUCUCUAUUUUCUUAUCUUCUUUUUUCAUGUGUGAGAGAUUUUCCAACACUAGAAUACAAGCAUGAGUUGCAACGGUUGCAGAGUUCUUCGAAAGGGUUGCAGUGACUCAUGUAUUUUGCGACCUUGUUUACAAUGGAUCGAAACCCCUGAAGCUCAAGGCCACGCCACUGUUUUCGUAGCCAAAUUCUUUGGUCGCGCUGGUCUCAUGUCUUUCAUUUCCAACGUCCCUGAAACUCAAAGACCAGCUCUCUUUCAGUCUCUACUGUUUGAAGCGUGCGGAAGAACGGUUAACCCUGUUAACGGUGCCGUCGGACUUCUCUGGACUGGAAACUGGCACGUGUGCCAGGCAGCGGUCGAGACGGUUCUUCGAGGCGGCAUGCUUAGGUCGUUACCGGAGCUUACUACUCUGGACGCGCCUCCUGUCGCCGCUGACGAGGCAUCGGAGGCGGAAGAUGCCGGCACGGAUGUUAUUUUGAGGAUUCGAGAUCCGAAUCAGAAUUUCCGGCUAGCGAACUCGCGAUCUAAUAAUAAGGUUUAUGCCGGUGGAAAACGCCGGCGAUCGGAGGAGGGUGUGAAUAUUCCGGCGGCGAUUAAUCUUGAUCUCCGGUUGACGCCGAUUUUCCUGCAGAAAGCGUCGGAGAAUCGUCGGCCUGGAUCGCCGUCGAUGACGUCGGAAGAAUCGGUGACGACGACGGUGUGUUUGGAGGCUGGGAUCGGAGAUCCAUGGACUCACGGCGGUGAUCGGAAAGUUCUCAACCUUUUCAUAUGAGGACUCUCUGUUUUUGUGUAGCGCGUGUUUGUCACGUGCGUGUUGUAACCUGUCUUUAUUUUGCUUACAAUACUCGUUGUGGUGAAGAGAGAGGGAUAAACGGUUUUGUAGUUCGUCGAGUUUUCGUGAGUUACCGGUUCAGGAUUUCUCAAGAGAGAAAGAUGAUGGUUCGUCGGUGAUUUGUUUUUUCAUUUUUUUUUUUUUUUUUGUUUUUCUGUCAAAUAUGAGAUAUGUGUAAACUUGUAACCGUCGAAAAUUAAUAAAUUAAAUAAAGAGUAGUUUUUUUAUAUUUAGUGA
This is a messenger RNA of Cicer arietinum (chickpea), 1140 nucleotides long. RefSeq names its product LOB domain-containing protein 37. The record is from RefSeq and is a predicted model, not a curated record. NCBI's taxonomy places the organism in Eukaryota, Viridiplantae, Streptophyta, Magnoliopsida, Fabales, Fabaceae. Gene Ontology annotation, biological process: regulation of gene expression.